This is a messenger RNA of Leptinotarsa decemlineata (Colorado potato beetle), 1528 nucleotides long. RefSeq names its product methionyl aminopeptidase und (gene und). Gene Ontology annotation, molecular function: metalloaminopeptidase activity. NCBI's taxonomy places the organism in Eukaryota, Metazoa, Arthropoda, Insecta, Coleoptera, Chrysomelidae. The record is from RefSeq and is a predicted model, not a curated record. Gene Ontology annotation, cellular component: cytoplasm. Gene Ontology annotation, biological process: proteolysis.
AUACUUGCGCAUCUCUUCACUCUUCAUUUCCUAGAUAUUUUUUCAUUUCCUGUAUUCCUAAAAAAUGGCUGCGUUAAAAACUGAGAUCAUUGAAGAGAAAGAAGAUAAUAUAGAGCAAAUAGACGAUGAAAUAGAUGAGGAAAACAAAGAAGCGCCCAAAAAAAAGAAAAACCGAAAGAAAAAGAAAAAAGCUGAAGCAGAGGUUAACCCCAUUGAAGGGGAUCAAAAACCGGACAGCGAAACGAUUACUUUGGAAAAUGCAGAAAAUGAUGUAAUCGAAAAUGGUGAUGGAGAGAAAAAGAAGAAAAAACGUAAUAGGAAGAAAGGGGGAAAACUUCAGCAAACCAACCCUCCUUCCAUCCCUAUUGUAGACCUAUACCCAGAUGGAAUAUUUCCUGUUGGAGAAAUUCAGGAAUAUCCCACCUUAAAGGAUGAUCGUACUGCUAAAGACCGGUUUACAUCAGAAGAGAAGCGAGCACUUGAUAGAAUGCAUAAUGACAUUUACAAUGAAGUUCGUCUGGCUGCAGAAGCACACAGACAGACACGGCAACACAUUCAAAAAUGGAUCAAACCUGGCAUGACAAUGAUAGAAAUUUGUGAGGAGCUAGAGAAUACAGCAAGAAAAUUAAUAGCAGAAAAUGGCCUUAAAGCUGGGUUGGCGUUCCCCACAGGAUGUUCAAAAAAUCACUGUGCUGCGCAUUACACGCCAAAUGCUGGUGAUAAAACUGUAUUUGAAUAUGAUGAUGUUGUGAAAAUUGAUUUUGGAACUCAUAUUAAUGGAAGAAUUAUUGAUUGUGCUUUUACACACACCUUCAACCCGAAAUAUGAUAAGUUGGUGGAAGCUGUACAGGAUGCUACUAAUACUGGCAUAAAAGCAGCAGGAAUUGAUGUCCAGUUGUGUGAAAUUGGUUCUCAGAUACAAGAAGUGAUGGAGUCCUAUGAGGUCGAACUUGAUGGAAAAACUUACCAAGUUAAAUCUAUACGAAAUUUGAAUGGUCACUCGAUUUCUCCAUAUCGAAUUCAUGCUGGAAAAACUGUUCCCAUAGUAAAAGGAGGAGAAGCCACUGUUAUGGAAGAAAAUGAGUUUUAUGCCAUCGAAACCUUUGGAUCAACUGGCCGGGGUAUUGUGCAUGAUGAUAUGGAAUGUUCCCAUUAUAUGAAGAACUUUGAUGUUGCUUAUGUGCCAUUACGCUUGCAGUCUUCUAAGUCGCUCCUGAACACCAUUAACAAAAAUUUUGGUACUUUGGCUUUUUGCAAGAGAUGGCUGGACCGUGCAGGAGCAACAAAGUAUCAAAUGGCAUUGAAGGAUUUGUGUGAUAAAGGCAUUGUGGACGAUUAUCCUCCUCUGUGUGACAUCAAAGGAUGCUACACUGCUCAGUUCGAACACACAAUUAUGUUGCGUCCAACGUGCAAGGAAGUUGUUUCCAGGGGUGAUGAUUAUUAGUCAGUUUCUAUGAGUUGUUUAAAUCCAGCGACUAAUUUUUGUUAUAUUAUACAUCGAUUCAAUAUAAUUUUGUUUGGUGUUUCA